CCUAGCUAAUAACGGUCAACGUAGGAGGGAAAAGAGCUUUGUGGUGAGCGUGCUUUGUCGGUGAGUCUGACAGCUUGUCUGUGUGUGCGCGUGUAACAACACAGGAAACUGCUGCAGCUGCCUCAGAAGAGUUCGCUUGCGAUAUGGAGGUGUCGUGUUGUUGAUCGCGUCUGAUAUGUUACCGUAAAGUAACCAUGAUAUGUCUAAGUUUGUGUAAAAGUUCGUGGAAUAAAAUAUGCUCACACAUUUGCUAGAUAUGGCUUCGCUGAUGCCCUUUCCGUUUGGUAAAUCAAAACUAAGUGCAAGCACAGCCAGCGUUGAUGCCCACUCCAGCUUCUUGUUUUGGGGAAGCCCAGGCCCAAUCUAUUAUGCUGCGUUAAAACGUAUGCAGAAUGGAAAGAGUGACCCCACUGAUCCUGGUUUUCCACAGCAACUGGCUUUUCCACCACAUUCAUCACAAGUCCGACUGGAGACGUCUGUAUCUAAAGUGUACUUGAGCAAUGGAAGCUUUAUUGUCAUCAAUCUAGCAGAGGCCUCAAAUGUAAAAGAGAUUAUCAGUCGUGUUACUGAGAGAUUAGCAGAUGGCCCACGACCAUUUGAAGUUGUCUACGGGUUAAGGUUAAGAUGCAAGACAACAGGGGAAUGUUUGUGGCUUCAUACUGAUACUCCUACAUCUCAGGUGGUGAGAACAUACCAGUCAUAUCUAUCAACCGAUGACUGGAGGUACGAAUUACGUGUUCGCUAUCUACCAAAUGACUUAAGAGAUCUAUUGGAGAAAGACAGAGUAACGUUUCGCUAUUUUUAUGAACAAGUUAAAAAUGACUAUUUACAAAUGGAGAGUGAUGUAGACUUAGAUUUAGCCUUACAGCUUUGCUGCAUAGAAAUUAGGAGGUUUUUUAAGGAUAUGACCCUUGUUGCCUUAGAAAGAAAGUCCAACUUUGAGUACUUAGAGAAGGAUGUUGGUCUUCACAAGUUUCUUCCCUCUCCUGUGAUAACUGGAAAUAAGCCAAAGACUUUACGAAAGAUGAUUCAAAGUACUUUCAAGAAGUUCUCAUCCCUUACAGAAGUAGACUGCAUGGUUAAGUUUCUGGAAUUAGUUUCUCAGGUAUUUAAGUAUGACAGAGAAACUGUUCCCUGUGCACUUGGGUAGAGCUGGAAUAUCCCUGUGCAAUUGGUGAUAAGUUCUCAACUAGGCAUUAGUUAUGUUACAGAUAAAACCUGUCAGCCUAGCCAUAUAGCCAAUUUCUGCCAUGUCCAGAGUAUACAGAGCAUUCCAAGUGUUCCUGACAGCAGCACCAAACAUGUUCUUCGUUUAAAGAUUGCUGGCCAAGCAGAUAUUCUUUCCAUAACAUGCCCUACGAAGUCAGUAUCAGAAAAUAUUGCUGAUUUGAUUGAUGGGUAUCGCCGUCUUUCUCUCAAUACUGCAGAUUCCGUUUGGAAGAAAGGCGAAGAACUACCAGGCUACAGAGGAAGCUCUCCAGGCAGGCCACUUUCUUAUAGUGUUUCCCCCAGUGAUUGUCAACUCAACUCUAGUCUAUCAGAUUAUGCUGAAGUUCAUGAAGAGGAAGGAGACUAUUCAACACCAGUUGGUCAGGAUUAUGAGAUAUGUAGGUCUCGGGUCACUUGUAAUGACAUUAUUGGGGAGGGUCAGUUUGGAGAUGUCCAUCAGGGUAUGUUUCGGACAGAGGAGGCUGACCUGUUACCAGUGGCCAUCAAAACUUGUAAACUGGAGAGUGACCCUAAUAUCCGGGAGAAAUUUUUGGAAGAAGCAUAUGUUAUGCAGCAGUUUGACCACCCACAUAUUAUCAAACUGAUUGGUGUUUGCUCACCACCUCCAAGUAUGAUUGUUAUGGAGCUUGCUAAGUAUGGACAGGUGUUGAUUUAUUUAGAAUUUAAUAAAGAAUAGGAAUAAAAUUGGAAAUAUUUAUUUUUUUUUGGUUUUUAACUUAAAUAACUGUUUUCGUGGUUCUUUAGAGACAUAGCUGCCAGGAAUGUCCUCGUGACAUCACAUGACUGUAUCAAACUUGCUGAUUUCGGCUUGUCACGCUGGAUUGAGGACCAUUACUACAAAGCUAGUAAAGGAAAACUUCCUAUCAAAUGGAUGGCUCCAGAAUCCAUCAACUUUCAGCGUUUCACAACAGCCAGUGAUGUUUGGAUGUUUGGAGUUUGCAUGUGGGAAAUCCUGAUGAUGGGAGUGAAGCCAUUCCAAGGAAUAAAAAACAGUGAUGUUAUUCGAAAAAUAGAGAAUGGAGAAAGGCUACCCCUCCCACCUAACUGUCCACCUCACUUGUACAGCCUGAUGUCUAAAUGUUGGGCUUAUGAACCUUCUGCCAGACCCAGUUUUCAAUACAUCAAACAUAUAUUAUGUGAAAACCUUGGGGAAGAACAGAAGCAACAAGAAGAAGCAAAAAGAAGAGAUAACAGGAAGAUACAGGCUUUAUCAUGGGGUUCUUCGGGAUCAGAUGAAUCGUCAUCAAGGUCUCCAAGAAAGAUGAGUAGUGAAACAUCCCCAGGAUCCGUGGCACCUUCAACCUACAUUGUAGCUCAAAAUCCAGAAGUGUUAGCAGAUCUGUUUCGGGAGAAUCUUGACAACAUCCCUCCUGCCUGGUCUUAUGUUGCUGCUGCUUCUCCAGCUAAUACUUUCACUGUAGAUACUUAUCCAGAUUCUCCUAGCCAGAGCAAAAAACCUGGACAGUACCCUAGGCAGCGGAUAUCCUGCAGUGAACGUUCUCAUGGCUCUGAUACUGAUAGUUGGGACACAGAUGGAGCUCUCAGCUCUCCUAGUUAUGCAACAGGUGUCUCUGAUGCUGAUUCAUCUGGUUCUCCACAUUCCAGAGUAUCAAAAGAAACAGCAGAGUCUGGAUCUGUUAUGUCUGUAAUGGUGGAUGAAACAAAGAACUUUGAAAUAGCAACGAAUGUGAACCUUGACAGAACAGGAGAUCAAGUUUAUGAAUGUACCACACGAGUGGUUCAUGCUGUAAUGUGUUUAGCACAAGGCGUUCAGCAGGAAAAGGUUUCCAAGUACUUAGAACUUGUCAAAAAUGUGGGAAAAGAACUCAAGAAUUUACUGCGAAGUGUGGAUCAGUUUUUCCCAACCUUUCCCUCGUCAUCACGAAAAGAUGUAACGAUGGCUCAUCGAGUUCUAAGUAAAGACAUGGAAAAUUUGAUUCAUGCUAUGAAGCAGGCCCACAAGUAUAGCCGAACAACACUUGAUGCAGAGUUUCGUAAAGGAAUGUUAUCUGCUGCCCACGUCCUUGCUGUAGAUGCUAAAAACCUACUAGAUGUAGUAGAUAGUGUCAGAAGUAGACAACUUUGUACCAAGACUUCUGGAGAACACGCCGAAAAGGAUAGAAGCUUAAGUAAUAAGGCUGUUACAGAAAACAAAUGUUCAGAUGAGCCAACAAAACAUAGAGCAAUCAAAGAAGGAUCUUUAGAAGACUUUGGAGAAACUGACCUUGACCUUUACUCAGUAGAGUCAUCUGAGAGGUCAUCACUAAGCACAGAUAAUUCUGUUAUUUCCACUUAUGCAAAAUCCUCACAGACUGGUCCACAGGGAGAAAACCACAUUACAUAACAAAUAAAAAUAAUAUGCCAUGAAUUGGCACAUAUUUUAUAUAUUUAUUUGCUAAUUCUUAGUGCAUCAAUGUCUAAAACGUUUUUUGGCUAUUUAAUCAAAAAAUGGCAAGAUUGCAAUUUUUUGUUUGUUUUUUUAUUUGAAAAUAAAACAUGUAAACACUUUGUAAUUAUUAUUUAUGGGUGUAAAACAUUUGGAGUCAUCGUUAUCAGGAUAAAAUAAUGACUAGCGUUUCCCUUUUUUAUUUAUUCAGGUGACCAUCGUUCCUACAAACAAUAGUAUCCAUCAACACUUUCAGUCAUUUUCAUUUAGUUUAAAUGCAUAUUUUUUCAAAACUAUCAUACAGCUUGUUUUAGCUUUUUUUUUUUACUUUCAUAGCUAAUAGAUUUAAUAUUUGUAGAAAUUAUACCUUUAUUAAAUGUGUUAUUUUGUAUCUUUUUUUUGUUUUACUUUUGCCUAGGAGUUCAAAUUUACUUAAAGGAACACUGCGAUUUGCACGUGUAUGUACUCUCUAUUGAUUAAUAGAUUACUAAAAAUAUCUAGAUUGUGAUCUUGCUGCUAAUGAGUGUUUGCUUGCUACUUGAACGGAAGGCCCGAAUGCAUACUUCAGAAGUGCAUAGAAAGAACAUAACACUUACAAUUAUAAUUGUCUUUUCAGUAUAAUGCUCGUGUUAUUCCUACAUUUGCACAUGCUAGUGUGUGGAUUUUUUUUUCUAUGUGAAUUAUUUAAAUUUAAUAUUUAUUAAUUCAAUGGUCAGCAAAAUAAUCACACAAAAAUUCUUGGGACAUGUGACAUCUGGCUGUACAUGAUACGAUAGUAUUGAUUGCUGUUUGCAUACGUUUGAAGAUAGGACUAAAUCACAGUCCAUAAAAGUGUGUUUUUUUUGGGUUUUUUAUGAUACAAUAUCUUAAUCCUGUGAGAUCUGUGGCCAUAAGUUCCAUGGUUAGACCACUAUAAAGAGAUGUAAAAAGCCAUAAGUUCCAUGGUUAGACCGAUAUAAAGAGAUGUUAAAAGUAUGAAAGCAUGUAAAACUCUUCUUUCAUAAAAAUUAUCCAAUAACAAAACUGGAAGUUGUUAAAAUACUGAAAUAAAUGUAUCUAAGAACAAUCAGGAUAAAUUAUAGACUUUUCAUGGUAUCUCUUACUUAAACAUACCAUUAGUUUAGCAUUGUGAAAUAUUAGACCCAUCAAAACAAGGAGUUGAUUAUGUCAUUAAGGUGUUUUGAAUCCUUUACUUUGUGAUAGUGCAUUUAUACACAUACACUCUAGUACUAUGUGUUGUAUAAUAGCAGUGUUUCUUUACCGAUUAUGUGUUGAUAAUCGUGUUUGUACUGAAUGAUGAACAUUAAGCACCAAAGUUUCUAUUAGAGAGUAUGCCAAGAUUCAUAAAUUAAUUCGUAUACUUUACUUCAAGUUGAAGAGCUCAGUAAUGGAGAUUUUUAUUUCAUGAUUUAAUGAAAGUAGUAUUUGUAUAGAAUAUCUGUAGUAUUUUUACCUGCUAAAGUAACAAAAUACAUAUUUUAAGUGCACUUUUUUUUUUCAUUUGGUGCUUCAGCCAUAUGUGUACUUAUAUUGUAUCAUUGUGUACAUUGUAUGUAAAAACAAACUAUGAAAAGACAAGUGCUUUUCAUAGUUGGUUUUUGAAGUUGAAGUGGAUAGAAACCAGGUUUGGUUAUGUAAAGGAACAAUAAUUUUGUCCUUAUUGUAUGUUUCUAGUCCAAUUUUUAAUAACUGCAAGUUUAUGGUUUAACAUAUUCCUUCUUCCCUUACUCAGUAUCAUAAAAACAGUAAUUGUAUUGUUCUGAUACUUUGCUGAAUCCAGAAUUUUAACCUAGUCCUCUGGAUUUCUUUUAAUGUGUGUAUAAAAGAGAUAAAGAUGGUCAGUUUACAUAGAAAACGUUAUUUGUUUAAACAAUAAUUUCUCAAAUCUACCAUCUUAAGUUAAUUAUAAGUUGUAAAUUACUAGUUAGAGAGAUGUGAUUAGUUUAAACAAUUAAAAAGAUCUAGUAUUCUCUAUUAAUUACAUUUAACUUUUUCAUCAAAAGAUUUUUGAUAGUAAGAUAAAAAUCUACUGUACAUUGUAAUUUAAUUUUAUUAAGUGCAUACAUUUGUUAUUAGCAUCUUCACUUUUAUCAUUUUCAAAUCUAUGUAUUUUUUUCUUUUUAGAAAAAAAAAUGUAUAAAACUGUUUAAUAAUUGUGUAUUAUCUGUAUAUUAUCUUUCAAACGUUGUUAAACUUGUUCAUUUAACACAAUUAUAGUAUUGCAGAAUUAUGCUGUUCAACAUGAUAGCUUCAUGUUGCAAGCAAUGAAGUUUAGAUGUAAAGAACAGUUGAAAUAGAAUCUGUGUAUCCGUACCUUUCUGAAGUUUAAAAUUAACAAGAUUCUACAAGUGAAGAUACAUGUCAGAAAACAAAGGUUAGGCCAUCUGGUCAUUAUUGAUUUGUGGACCAUGUUUUUUUUAUAUGCUAUGAUAUAUGUAUAUAUGAGUGAAUAGUUUGUUUGUUUUUAUUCCUACGGUACUUCACUGAUUUAUGUUACUGUCUGUACCUGAAAAGAACCUUGCAACAUAUUAAUGUCCUAUACUUGACAACCACAAAGCAAUUGUGUUUAAUGUAUUAUUUUAAUAAUCAGGUAUCUCUUUUUUUUUUGGUAAUGUUGAAGUUCUAUUAAUGGUUUGUCUGUGUGGUCUUCUAUGGAAAAGUAGUAGACUGGUUUGUUGUAAACAUUUUUUUGGUCUUAAUUUAGUAUAUUAAUAUAUGUAUCUAUUGUUUAACUUUUCUCGUGUGUCAGUCUUUAGUGUAAUAUAAAUUUUUGUGCUUUUCAUAUGAAGUCACUUGCAAGACCUUGUUUUACCAGACAGGAUUUUUUUAUCACUUAAAUUGGUUUAAAUUUCACAACAGUAACAGUGCAUUUUAUAUAAUGUCCAGCUUUACUUGGCUUACAAACUAAUUAUUGUACACAUAGGUUUAUCUUGUAAACAUUUAAAAACCUUAAUGAAAACAAAAACAUUUUUGCUGUAAAAAACAAUGAAAGCAAGUAUCUGCUUCUGUUCUUACAUUAUGCUGCCAUUCAUACUUUAUAUGUAAUGAUGAUUUUGUCUUGUUUUAAAACUACUUAAGUUCAACUGUGACUGCUACAUUUUCUUUUGAUAGUUUUAAACUGCAUAUUUUGUUUACAGAAAUGGUAGUUUUGAAGAACUGUGACGUUUUUCACUACUGUACUGAGAAUGUUUACUGCUGGCUCAUCAUGUAAGUUAGUUAAGUGUUAUGAGAAUGUUUACUGCUGGCUCAUCAUGUAAGUUAGUUAAGUGUUAUAACAACUUGAGUAUAUGAAAUCUAGUCAUGCUGCCUAUGAAUGCUCAAGAAUAGGACACAAUUUUUUUUUGUAUCUUGUAACAUCAAUACAACACUCACUCUCAGAAUAAUUUAAAUGUUUUAUGUUUAUUUUUAUAAAGAUAUAAGAAUUUGUAUUGGUUUAUUUUUUUCCAGUUGUUUUUACCAAAUACAAUUACUAAGUUAAAUUUUAAAAUUUGUUCUUAAGUUCUUAAUCUGCUUCAUAAAAGAUCCAAUGAAAUAUCAAUGUCAAUAUUUAGGACCAAUAGAAUGUUCUUAGGAAUAUUGUAACUUAAAUAAAAAUAUUUGUUCACCAAAAUGUAAAAGUUCAAUGAUACAGUAUAUCUCUGUUACUAAUAAUAUUACCACAUAAAACUUUGCUUAAAUUAUUUAAGGAAAAAAUAGCCUUUUUUUUUAAGAAUAUUUAGAAUCUGUAAAUUCUCAAAGAGAGAUUACAAAGAUUUUUUUUUCUAACAUGCUUUAUGUUAUGAGCGAUCAAGAAAAUUCUAUUAAAAACUGUACUGUUAAGGACUAAUAAAGUGUAUUUACUAAUUUG
Limulus polyphemus (Atlantic horseshoe crab) is the source of this 7463-nucleotide messenger RNA. Its product is annotated as focal adhesion kinase 1-like. Gene Ontology annotation, molecular function: protein tyrosine kinase activity; ATP binding. The transcript has 27 exons. Gene Ontology annotation, biological process: protein phosphorylation; signal complex assembly. Gene Ontology annotation, cellular component: focal adhesion; cytoskeleton. NCBI's taxonomy places the organism in Eukaryota, Metazoa, Arthropoda, Merostomata, Xiphosura, Limulidae. The record is from RefSeq and is a predicted model, not a curated record.